AUGUGCCGCGGCGGUCAAGAGAUCUGGCCAGUUCUACAAUGUAAGGAACCACUGCCCACUGGGCUCUCCCAUCAUCGAAUCGACAAACUGAUGGUGAUCGGCGAUGCUGCCCGUGUUGUCCUUCCACUAGGUGGUUAUGGAGGCAGGCAGGCUAUGGAGGAUGCAACCGUGGUUGAAUCGGCUGGGAAGGAAACUGUACCACAGGCCCUUACUUUCGCGUAUAUUCCACGGUGUGAAGAAGGCUCAGACCUGAUGCCCUGA
This is a messenger RNA of Penicillium cosmopolitanum, 261 nucleotides long. Its product is annotated as FAD dependent oxidoreductase. NCBI's taxonomy places the organism in Eukaryota, Fungi, Ascomycota, Eurotiomycetes, Eurotiales, Aspergillaceae. The record is from RefSeq and is a predicted model, not a curated record. The transcript has a single exon. Bases 1 to 261 code for a protein of 86 amino acids.